UAUGAAGUUGGUGUGAAUAAUUGCGAGAGGCGGGGUUGUUUUUUCAAAUUCUGCGAGUCGACGUAAGAGCAAAGAUGGCGGCGCUGAGCUCCGUCGAGUCCUCGGUCAGGCCGAAGGCCGUGAGGCGAGGACGUAGAGCCGGCGGCGCCACCCGCGAGCUCACGCUAGAAGAGGCAAUCUGCCCGGUAUGUCUAGAGAUAUUCCUAGAGCCCGUCACCAUGCCCUGCAGGCACUCGGUUUGUCUGCCAUGCUUUCAGCGCACCGUGGAGUUAAGCAGCCUACGCUGCCCUCUCUGUCGGCUGCGGGUGUCCAGCUGGGCGCGGCGGCGGACCCGGGACAGGACUUUAAUCAACGCCGAGCUUUGGGAACUGGUGCGUCGCAGCCACCCGGAGCGGUGUCGUCGCAGAAUGGAAGGCCAGGAUGGCGAGGCCGUUAAAGAAGAGCUUAUAUUCCGUACCCCUGUACACAUUAGUAAACCUGGAGAGAUGCGGCAAGAAUAUGAAAAACAAAUUAAAAAGCUGGAGGAAGAGAAACAAGAAGAUCGUGCUUCAGAAGAAUUGAUUCAGAAAAUUCUUGAAGAUGACAGAAGACAUUUAGAUAAAGUACGUUACCAUCAGAUCCUGCAAAGAAAGGAGGAAUGGGAAUAUCUCCAGAACUCCCAUGAGCCUGUAUGUGUAGUUUUAUCAGACUCGGAGAAUGAAGAACCAGUUGGUGGAAAGGGGAGACAUCUGUCUGCUUUUGUGCGAAAAGUUAGAAGUCCAUCUUCCUCUGGCAAAAGAUUUCAGAGAUACGAUAUCCAAAGAAGUCAGAGCUGCACAGACUCGGAGGAAGUGGGCAAAGCAAAGAAUAGAUGUCCUUUACAUACAACACCUGCAGCAAAGAGUCUUGUAUCAUUUACCCCCAACAAUGGCAUAUUGUUAUCUUCUGAAAACAGUCGUUCUUUUUCUGCCCCUAACCUGACUUCUGAUAAGAGGAACAGCUGGCGAUCUGGUAGUUGUGGUUCUGGUGUUGUGGCAACACCCCUGCUUAAAACGGAGAGAUCCAUUAGUCCAGAAAGCAAUGACAGUAUAUCUGAGGAGCUAAAUCACUUCAAACCUAUUGUAUGCUCUCCUUGCACCCCUCCAAAGAGAUUGCCAGAUGGGAGGGUGGUAGAGCCAACCAUUGUAAAGUCAACCCCACGAAAUCUUACUCGUAGCUUACAGAAGCACACAAGUUAUGAAGCCAGUCCUUCCAUACUUCAGAAGUGGAAACAGAUUGAACAGGAUCGUCUCAAUAAAAAGGCCUCCUCCAAAGGGACAACAACCAGUAUGCCAGCUGAGGAAUUUUCCAAGGACAAACAUUGCACAAGGGAGUCUGUCUCUUUACUGCCCGAUACUGAGAAACAAAGUGUAUCAGGUUGCGUUACAUUAGACAAUGGCCUGUCAAAGAGCAGCAGUAAUUAUUCUGAACUGCAUGAAAGCCAUAAUUUGUCUUGCAAAAGUCAGACCCUGUUUUGUAAAACACAAAGACUUAUAAUUGAUCACCCUGCUGAAGGCCAUGCUAAUGUAUUGCAUAACACAGAGAAAGACCAGUUACUGGUGAAGUUUAAACCCAUUCAGGUGACCUGUGAAUCAUCUUUCUCUCAUAGUGGUCCUCAGAUUCCCCAUAGUAAACGGUUGGAUACCAAAAAUCUAAUCCUGCUAACAGCUGAAGACAAUUCUAAAAAUCAAAGCUGUGAGAAAGAUUCUCAUGCAACUUUAAUUAGUCGCAAACUGUUUGAUCCAGUUGAAAGAACAGAUUACUCGGAUAGUUCCGAUGUUAGUAAUACAAAGCACAAACCUACAAAAAGAAGCCAAAAAACAAAGCACUUAGAAGGAGGAGAAAAAGCAAAAAGACUUCGAACUUCCACUCGUGAAGGAGUCGGCUCAGAAUGUCAGUCAAACAGUUUUGAUGGAUUUUGGCUGCAAAAAGAGGACGAAGAUCGCAAAUUGGCCAUAAAGCUACAACAGCAAUUUGAUUUAGAGUAUAAAACUGUCGAAAGACAGAAAGGUACUCCUGACAAUUAUUUACUGCGGUCUUGGGCCACUUCCAACAGCCAAUUGGGGCACUCCCCUCGACGAUCAGGAAGAAAUCUAAAGAAGACUUAGCACUUUACCUGAACCUUUUAAAAGGGUUGGUUUGCUUUAUGACAUACAAAUGUAUAUUAUCCUAUUUGGAGUAAUGAUUUUACUUCCAGGUCCAUUAAGCCGACUUCAAGAAUAUGGUUUUGUUUUAAGAAAAAUGGUUUACGAUCGAAGUGAUUUGUAGAUGCAUUUUGCUAUCCGUAUAUAAUUCAGGGCAGUGUCCAUGAAUGAUAGAUUAAGUACUUAGCCCCAAACGCUCAGCGAAUCAACACUUUAACAAAUUGCUUGUAAUCUGCAGCUUUAGUUUCAUUUUCCUGACAAAAGUGUUUCCAAUUAAUACCUUUCAUGUAGUUUUUAUAAUAUUUUCACUUUGGUGUGGCAUUGGAAAAAAGGUUACUAUAAUAUUGUAUAUCUGAAAUGGGAUUAAAAACAAAAAUAUGCCCUCUUGAAAAAGUAUUUAGCCCUUAUCUUUCAGUCUCGGGGUCUGGAAUUUUGAGGCAGAUUUGUUUGUGUGAAAAAAAUAUAAAAUAAGAAAAUAUUAAAAUACUGACCCUGUGAGUCAGUACUUUGUUGAAUGUCCUCCAACAACUAGAGCAGCUGCUCAAGUUUUUACAUCAUUAACUUUGCACAUUGUGAUGAAGCAAUAUUUCCCCUCUUCCUCCAUCCCUCAUUUUGUGUAAACUGUUAAAUGCUUUUGACAUUUUUCACUUAUUUGCUGUAGUGUUUAAAUUGUUUUGAAAAACUGAGGGAAAAUCCUAAUUUUGUGUAGUUCAAAUUCAAAAUUUGAUACACGUGUGUUGGAGGGUGAUUACUUUUGCAUUGGACUCUACUGUUAAUCAGCUACUCCUUUUUAUUUCGGGCCUAUGGUAAAAUGCCAGUGAUGUGCACAAUGCUUGGUGAAAUCUUUGAAAAAUAAUUUGCAGCCAAUGUUACUUGGAAUAAGCUCCAUAUUGAUUUGCUUCUGCUCAUGGAGAUAUUUUCAGGAAAGUGUCUACCUGUGGCGCAAUAUUUCAGACCAUAGUAUACUAAGGAAUAAUUUUUGAGGGUGUCUGUGAAAAUUACUAGAAGUUUCAUUCUGUUGGUGACCCUCCGGCAUGAUUAAUGAUAAAAUUAAGUGUAUACUCAUUACUCAUAUACUGAAACAUUUCAAUAGCUAACUGCAUAAAAAUCUGGUAUUUUGAAGAUUUUUGCUACAGUUGUGUGCCUCAAAAUUUCUUGUGAAAAUGAAAGAUGUUUUUGUUUUUUUUAAAUAUGUAACAUUUCAUUUUAUUUUUUUGGCCUGCUGGAGAAGGCAGCUACACAUUCUGCCGAGUGACUUCAGGUUAAGGAUAUAAACUAACAGUUACAUAAUUGAUUAUUUUUAAUGCAGCUGAUUUAAAGCUAGUAAAUCAGGAACUGACUUCCAUAAAUCUCAAACUAUGACCUAUGUGCAAUGUCAGUGAUAGUACUCUCUCCCAGGGUGUUAGCACUAUUUUUUUUUCCCAGUUUAUCCAGUUUUCAUAUUUUUACUUCAAUGUACAAGAAUGUAAAUGAAUUCCACAUUUUUUUAGGUAUUCUAUUAAAUUAACUCCCAUUUUUCUGUAAUGGAAUAAAGAUUUUAUAUUUUUGGUAUGUUUCUAUAAUUGAGUGGCAUGUAAGUAUGCAUCAGCAUGAACAAUGAGUUGUGUUCCCAUACAUAAUGAGACUUUAUUUAGGUCUUUACAAUACAGAAAACCCUUAAGCUGUGCUAUUUUUCAGCAUACACAUUCUCAUUUUUAUAGUACUUUACAAACACUGGUUUACAAAUGACUGGAGAAACAGCUGGAAAAAAGUAAUGCAAAAGGUGUCUGACUGCACACUGGCCAAUACAUUAACAAUACCUGUUGUAUCUGUUGAAGCUACAUAAAAGUAUACUGAAUAAAGCCAUACGUUUAGAUGAGGUGUAAAACUGCUUUCACUAGUUUUGGCCUUGAAUAAUUAUCUUGGCAUGCAGUCCAAACAAGAAUGACACCCAUCAAGGUUCUAUGCAUCUACUUAGAUAGCACAAGGAGCACCAGAACAACAGACCAACUGACGGUUGGGCCAGGAGGUUUUGUUUGGAAGCAGCCUUUGUACAUCAGCAUUGUCUCUCUCCUUCCAUCACCAUAUUUUUCCCUAACUCAUCAUUGACAUGGCCGAUAACAAAGUGAAGUGCAACUUGAUGAGCCAUGUUUGUCUUCCAAGAGGAUGAAGUGUCUGGUUUUGCCCAGCUAGUGAUGUUAAUCUAGGCUUUUGUAAGUAAGGCUUAAGGGUGUCUUUUUGUUUUUAAGAGUGUCACAACUGGAGUUCUGUGCACUUGGCAUAGCUGCGAGUUGAAGUGGUAUUGGGUAGCCGAGUGUCUAGUGGCACAGAGGGCAUGUCCAGCACAGUGGAGUCUGCAGUGUCAUGGCUUCUGUGCUUGAACACUCAGUAGCCUGAGGCUGUUUGUUGAACAACCAGAUGCCAAAUAAAAGUGAUUUUGACAUGUGGGUCUGUUUUGUUGAAGAUAUGUCUGAAUUUCUACAAUAGGUUUUUUUUUCCCUGCUAGUUUCAAUAACAAGUAAUAUACAGGAAAUAAAGCUUAAUUGUGCCUGAAGCAAUUUGUUUUCUACAAUACCAUAAUGUAGCUUAACUUGACAAAGACAAGAGUCUCAGUAAUCCUUCUAAUUCAUGUAGAACUACACUGUAGUUUGUUUAUCCUUAUUAAAAACCUUGGUUCAUAAGCCAUAUCCAUAACUGUAUACUUUUCCAUAUAAACACAAUAAUGAUUAAGGAAACUAUCACUGACCCCAAGUAAUAUAUGGACAAAAUAAAGGUACACAGCAGUUUCAAAAUGGAUUUCUAUUUUUCACUAUUGUGGUCAGAUGGACUGUGAAAGUUAUUUCACCUGGUUUUCCUCAAAUGAAAUAUUUUUUGUAACUAGAGAUGGCCUGUAAAGAUUUUUUUUAAUAUGAUGAACAAAGUAAAAAGAACCAAAAACAUCAAGUCUAAUUUUUAAUUUUUGGUUUAGCAUGGGUCAUAUAAUAAAGGUCCAAGUAUUUGAUAUGGGAAAUAAUUAUAUUGUUAUGGUUUUCUAAUGAUUAAAUUGUAAUGUACAGACCUCAUGAAGAAAUAAUUUGUGUGAUAAACUAUUUUUAUAUUGAAAGCGAAUUGUUUAAUGUGGAAAAAACCCAAACUGACCAAGCAGAUGACAUUGGGGGUGGGGGUGGGCGGUUGGGAUUUUUCUAUUUUGCUGUGCUGAGUGGGUUAAAGCGUUAUUUGCACAUAUAAAGGAUCACCUUGUAAUCUUUUCUAGUUAUUGCCUACAAUACACAGUGCAUCAACACAUCUUGCCUGUUACAUGAAUCUGAAUUUCUUUUCUAAAGUAAUAAAGCUUUAUUCUCUUAGUGGGUUGAGAGUACACAAUGGUGGUAAUCCUAGUUCAUAUGGCCAUUCUGCUGAUAGUGUUAGACACUACAGCUUGUAAAGCUGAAUGGACGAUUGUGGCAAGUUAGCAUGUAGCAAAACCAGACUUUAUAGAGUAAAGAUUGUCAACUGAACACUUUGUUUGUGACUGAUGCCCAUGCAAAGCCUUAAAAUAAAGUAUUCAAGAGGUUUACAUAAGUGAUUUACUUGAAAAAGGUUUAUAAUAUAUAAAUAGGUAUGGAAAGAAAUGGAUAGCCCAGAUGCACUUGUUUUUAAUAUGCUGGUAACUUGAUUUUUAUUUGGAUAAAGGGUUCUUUGAAAUGAUGGCAACUUUUAAUUUGUGUGCAUCAAUAAAGGCCUUACGAUUAUGUGUACAUGGUUAUUGAUCUUUCAUCAAACUGUGUGGAGAUUUUUUUUUUUUUUUUUUUUUUAAUAAAGACCAAGUUCUCCUGA
Messenger RNA from Erpetoichthys calabaricus (reedfish), 5957 nucleotides. It is a transcript of the gene rnf169, whose product is annotated as ring finger protein 169. The transcript has 6 exons. The coding region runs from base 75 to 2126 and encodes 683 amino acids. Gene Ontology annotation, cellular component: site of double-strand break; nucleus. Gene Ontology annotation, molecular function: ubiquitin-protein transferase activity; nucleosome binding. The record is from RefSeq and is a predicted model, not a curated record. Gene Ontology annotation, biological process: double-strand break repair. NCBI's taxonomy places the organism in Eukaryota, Metazoa, Chordata, Cladistia, Polypteriformes, Polypteridae.